AUGUUAUUUUAUCGCUUUGUGUUUAUUUUGUGUAUUUGUGUAAAUUUUGAUGCCUUAAUUGGUGUUUUUGCGCACGUUAACAAAUCUAACGGGAAUGAAUACAAAAAAGUUAUUAAUAAUAUUAAUAAUAUGCUGCCUGCUUAUAUAAUUGCUUCGAAAGCUGAUCUUGUUAACUCAACUAUAUGCGGAAAGGAAUUACGAGACUUUCGCGACGCCGUGGAUCAACGAAUAUUAUGGAGUUUAAAAAUGCUGGAUUCUAGCGGUGGAUUUCAACCAGGCUUUCUUUAUGGAAAUAAUUACUGGCUGGGAAGUCGUAGUCAGUGUCUCGAUACGAUGAAUACAGCUCCUCUAGAAAUCGCAAAGCGACAUAUAUUAAAUAAUACGAUAUAUCGUGAUCCACAAAAGGAAUUUCCGCCUUUCGAAGUAAAUUACUUUGUUGCUCAUUUCAAACACAACAGUACCCUCCAAUACCACAUGAAUCUCGGUACAAAUGAAGAUAUAAUUACGCUCGGUCUUUGUUUACCAGCAUCAUGUUGUAUAAAUGAUCUAAGUUUAAUUCUGAAAAAAAUAUUUCGCGAUAGAGUUUUCUCUAUCAGUGACCUUUAUUCCAUGGAUUUCAAAUUGAUCGAGGUUAAAAAUCUGAAAGACGAACAACAAUGGUUACUUAAUGAUACGAUAUUCUUCAUCUGUAUUUUAGCGUUUACUUUUUUCAUAAUGAUAAUCGGAACAAUAUACGACAUAUUUGUGCAUCAAAAAAAGGAAAAAUCUUUAGUUCUAAAGGAUGAAACUGCAACUAAUGUGAUGAACAUACCCGAGAAAAUGAAAAUAACAUCGUUUUUACAUCGAGAAAGUAGAAUUGGAAACAUACUAAUAUGUUUUUCCGUAUACACAAAUACAAAAAUAAUAUUUCGCACGGAAUUGGAUGCCGACGCAGUAUCUACUAUUCACGGUUUAAAAUUUCUAGGUAUGAGUUGGUUAGUUUUUAUUCAUACCUUAUACUUCAUGCUGGAUUAUAUCGAUAAUAAAGCAUUAUCAAUGAGAUUCACCUUGGAUUCCGUCCUUCAUAUAUUAUUUAAUCUAAUCAUGCCAGUAGACACCUACUUUUUUUCAAGCGGAUUUUUAGUAACCUAUUUAUAUUUGAAAGAUAAAAUGGGCAAAGAAAAUACUAGGUCGAUUAAAUACAAAGAAAAAUUAAAUGAAUUCUUUAUUCAUAUAAUAAAAAGAUUUAUUCGGUUGACACCUGCAUACAUGAUGAUGAUAGGAAUAGUGCAAUUAAAUUCGGCUUGGUACGACAUGAAUUCACAAUUUUACCCAAAACAUAGACUGUACGAAAUUUGCGCGAAAUAUUCGUGGAGAAAUCUGUUAUACAUAAAUAAUCUAUUCGAUUUAGAUUCGAUGUGUAUGCUUUGGAGUUGGUAUUUAGCCAAUGACAUGCAAUACUUUAUAAUUGCUAUUGCGCUAUUGAUUUUGUCAACUGUGUACUUUUACAUAGCUGCUGCCAUUCUGGGUGCACUUUUAAUAGGCUCAAUUGUACUUACCGGUUAUAUUUCAUAUAUUUACGAAUUUGUUCCGACGUUAGAUGAACAACGAAGACUUGUAAGUGUCUUCUACUAUCCCCCAUGGAUCAGAAUAGGACCAUAUAUUAUUGGCAUAAUUACAGGUUACAUUAUAAGAAGACUAAAUAAAAAGUUGCUCUUAAAAAAAAAAACUGUGAUUUUAUGUUGGUGUCUUAGUAGUGCGUGUAUUAUUUUCGUGUGCCUUUCUCCGUUAGUUUUUUAUAAACAGAACGUAUCUAUUCUGUAUGCCGCUAUCUAUGUUGCAUUAAGUAGAACACUUUGGGCCAUUGGUAUAGCAUGGAUUGUAAUAGCUUGUUUUACUGAGCAUGGUGGUAUUGUUAAUCAGUUAUUAUCAUUCAAAGUCUUGAUCCCUUUUAGCAAACUUACUUAUUGUGUUUAUCUCGUACAUCCCUUUGUCAUACAAUCGAUUAAUCUGUCUAGUGAAACACCCGUUCAUUUGCAAUUACUGCCUGUGGUUAUUAUGUUUAUAGGAUACUUCGUGAUUAGUUACAUUUGCGCUUACGUAUUGUCUUUAAUGGCAGAAAUACCGUAUAUCUCACUAAUACGAAUGUUCCGUCAAUCUCGCAAUAAUAAAAAAUAUCCACAGCGCAAAAUAUCGUAAUAUUGCAUGUCAAAUUAUAAUCAAAAUACUGCAAUAUUGAAAUAUAUUAACGUAAAAGUAUAAUAUUUUCCCGUUUCAUAAAAAAUUCUUUGUUUCAUAAAGGGACGUCAAAAGAUCGUAUAGCGUCAUAUCAAGUGUAAUACACAGUCAGACAGAUCGUACAUAUCUAUAUGUGAUUCAUCUAGUUAAGUACUUUAGAUUAUCGGAUCUCAGUUACACUUAAAUUGAUUAAAUUUAUAAUAGACUUAAUCGAUAGUUUGAAUUCCUAUUAUUUAUAAAAAUGUCAUUAUUUUUAUCAUAUAGUUGUCAUAUACUUGUUCUACUUGUGCUUUAAAUGAAGAUAUCACAAAAUAUUUGAUUAUUUUUACUUGUAUUAAAAUUUACAAAUGGAAAUAAAAGCCAUAAAAUAAAUUUUGUUUAUCAAUUAUGUAAGAUAAUAAUCGCACAUAUCACAUAUAUGUGUUACGCGCUUUAUAAUAAUUUAAUUUUUGCAUAAAUGUAUCAAGUAGUAAUCGUAUUGCCCACUUUUA
This is a messenger RNA of Formica exsecta, 2708 nucleotides long. Its product is annotated as nose resistant to fluoxetine protein 6-like. The coding region runs from base 1 to 2178 and encodes 725 amino acids. Gene Ontology annotation, molecular function: acyltransferase activity, transferring groups other than amino-acyl groups. The record is from RefSeq and is a predicted model, not a curated record. The transcript has 13 exons. Lineage: Eukaryota; Metazoa; Arthropoda; Insecta; Hymenoptera; Formicidae.